AUGGCACCCUCUUCCACAUCCUCCUCAGCACCCGCUGGCCAACACGCACCCACCAACUCUCCCUUUGCCGAACCUGAAAAGACCACCGAAUACGCCUCCAUCAUCCCCCACCCACGCAGCAAUGAAACCGACCAAGACCGUCUGCAACUCCAACGCACAGUCUCCUCCGUCAGCCACCACGACAUGGCCAACGUCCAAUACAUCGCCACCGGCGAUAACGACGUCAUCUACAACAAAUUCACCGAGCGCCGCAAAAUGGUCAUCGUAGCCGUAGUCUCUUUUUGCAGUUUCCUAGCCCCGAUAUCGAGUACGACGGUGUUGUCUGCUGUUCCUGAAGUAGCGCAGACGUUUGAUACGGAUGGCAGUAUUAUUAAUGUGUCCAAUGCUUUGUAUAUGCUUUUCAUGGGCUUGUCGCCGUGCUUUUAUGGUCCGUAUGGGAAUAUCUAUGGCAGGAAGUGGACCGAGCGCGCAACAGCCCUAGGCUGGUUCCUCAGCGGCACCCUCAUCGGCCCCGCCCUCGGCCCCUUCAUCGGCGGCAUAAUCGUAACAUUCCGUUCCUGGCGCGACAUCUUCUGGCUGCAAACCGCCCUCGCCGGCGCCGCAACCCUCUUCUGCUUCUUUCUGCAACCCGAAACCAUCCACAAGAAGCGCGCCGACGAACUCGUCGGCCUCCCCACUGCACAACGCGCCCACAAAAUGUGGCAGUGGCUCAACCCUUUCCGUGUGGUGAAGCUGUACCGGUACCCUAAUAUCCUCUUAACGGCGCUGGCGAGUAGUAGUCUCGUGUGGAACAUGUAUAGUCUGUUAACGCCGAUUCGCUACGUACUAAACCCACGGUUCGAUCUCCAGAGCCCCCUCCAAUCCGGCCUCUUCUACAUCGCCCCCGGCUGCGGCUACCUCCUGGGCACCUUCUUCGGCGGCCGCUACGCUGACCACAUUGUCAAAAAAUACAUCCGCCUCCGCGGCCACCGCGUCUCCGAAGACCGCCUCCGCUCCUGCGUCUUCUUCCUCGGGGUCGUCAUUCCCGCCUGCAUGCUGAUCUACGGGUGGAGCGUCGAGAAAAGGGUUGGCGGCAUCGCGCUGCCUGUUGUAAUGAUGUUUCUUCAAGGUGUGGCUCAACUGUUUUGUUUUCCGAGUCUGAAUACGUAUUGUCUUGAUGUUAUGCAGGGGAGGAGUGCGGAGGUUGUGGCUGGGAAUUAUUUUAUGCGGUAUAUGUUUGCUGCGGGUGGGUCGGCGGUUUGUCUUCCUGCGGUGAGGGCUAUUGGGGUGGGCUGGUUCUCGACGAUCAGCGCGGGGUUCCUUGUUGCUGGAGCGGGCGCGACGUGGUUGACUGCUGUGAAGGGAAGGGAGUGGAGGGAGGGGAUUGAGGAGAGGAAGGCGCAGAGGAAGGAGGAGGCGUUGGCGUGA
Molecule: messenger RNA, 1407 nt
Organism: Alternaria arbusti
Lineage: Eukaryota; Fungi; Ascomycota; Dothideomycetes; Pleosporales; Pleosporaceae
Exons: 2
Coding region: 1-1407 (468 amino acids)
Biological process (GO): transmembrane transport
Molecular function (GO): transmembrane transporter activity
Source: RefSeq, a predicted model, not a curated record